AUGCCGACAGCCCGAACUGCAAUAGGCAUAACCACUCCAGCUAUGGAAGAAGGAGCCAUAAAGUCAGACGCUACCCCACAUGCCAUCCCUUUAGAACGACCAAAGAGCGGCAAUGCAUGCACUGUAGGUAUCCUGGAGGACAAACUGUAUGCACAAAAGAUGAACGAGACCAUAGAUAUUGGAGUGUUCCACAAACUCAGUCAAGUAAUUGUUCAUACGCACCAACCAGAUUGA
This is a messenger RNA of Sphaeroforma arctica JP610, 234 nucleotides long. RefSeq lists its product as hypothetical. The transcript has a single exon. The coding region runs from base 1 to 234 and encodes 77 amino acids. The record is from RefSeq and is a predicted model, not a curated record. NCBI's taxonomy places the organism in Eukaryota, Ichthyosporea, Ichthyophonida.